GGCGGCGGGCUCGGGAGUGGCGGCACGCGAUUGGCCGGCUCGGCGGCAGCCAAUGGGAGCCGAGGCCCUGGAUUCAAACGGGGCGCGGCGCGAGAGGCGGCGGUUAGUGCACGCGCAGCCGUGAGGGGAACCAGAGCCGUUGUUGGUGCCGCUGCUCCUGCUGCCGCCCGCCAUGGCCCACAAGCAGAUCUACUACUCCAACAAGUACUCCGACGAGCAGUACGAGUACCGACAUGUGAUGCUUCCGCGAGAACUUUCGAAACAAGUGCCAAAAUCUCAUCUGAUGUCUGAAGAAGAGUGGAGACGACUUGGUGUUCAGCAGAGUCUUGGCUGGGUUCACUAUAUGAUCCAUGAGCCAGAACCGCAUAUUCUGCUCUUCAGAAGACCACUUCCAAAGGAUGAGCAGAAAUAAGCCGUGGCCUUUGGAAUCUUCUGGAACUAUGUAUAUGAGUGUAUAUAUGUUGGUAGUAUUCAGUGAAUACUUUUGAUUUACAAAACUUACAUCCAAACCUGUGCAUGAGCUGUAUUAUUCACAGCAACAAAGCUCAGUUGAAUGCAAUUCCAAACAGGCUGCUAUGAUGUUCAAAGAAUUCUUAUCUUUUACUGUUAAUGGAAGUGCCUCUCUGAAUUAAAUUGUGUUGUUUGUGUUGCAUGUUCUAAUUAGCUCAUGACUUGGUGUUUUUGCACUCAUAUUUUCUGCUGUAGUGUACUAUGUUCAAAUCCAGUAGCUUAACUGUUGAGUAGUAAGUAGGCUUAAGAAAUAAACUGUUAAAUGUUUCAUGAAA
Lonchura striata (white-rumped munia) is the source of this 785-nucleotide messenger RNA. It is a transcript of the gene CKS2, whose product is annotated as CDC28 protein kinase regulatory subunit 2. NCBI's taxonomy places the organism in Eukaryota, Metazoa, Chordata, Aves, Passeriformes, Estrildidae. Gene Ontology annotation, molecular function: cyclin-dependent protein serine/threonine kinase regulator activity. The record is from RefSeq and is a predicted model, not a curated record.